UUUUCUCCCCCGAAACGACCAUCCCCCCUCUCUUCUUCUCUUUCACCGGAGAGUGAGAGUAAAAUUACCAAACCCCAAUUCUACAAUCUGGGUGUGUUCUAAUUUCUUCGAAUCUUUCAGAACAGGGGAGUUAAAAGAAAAUGGAGCGGCGGACGAGCCGGAACUUGAGCCGGAGCAUAAGCCGGAGUUUGAGCCGGGCGAGUUGGAGCAUGGAAGACGUGUUCGCCAACGGGAACCCUUCGCGCAGAAGCACUCGAGUCGACGAAGACGAAGAGGCUCUGCGCUGGGCCGCCAUUGAAAAGCUUCCCACUUACGAUCGCCUCCGCACCAGCAUCCUCCAGUCCGUCAACGAACCCGACCCCCGCCUCGCCAAGGAAGUCGACGUCCGCAAGCUCGGCGUCAACGACCGCCAGGAUUUCAUCGACAGAAUCUUCAAGGUUGCAGAGGAAGACAACGAGAAGUUCUUGAAAAAGCUCAGGGACAGAAUCGACCGCGUCGGGAUCCGACUCCCCACGGUGGAAGUCCGAUUCCAGCAUUUGACCAUCGAGGCCGAUUGCCACGUCGGAAACAGGGCCUUGCCGUCGCUGCCCAACGCGGCUCGAAACAUGGCCGAAUCCGCCAUUGCUUUGCUUGGCAUCAAAUUGGCUAAGCAGACCAAACUCACCAUUCUCAAAGAUGCCUCCGGGAUUAUAAAACCAUCCCGGAUGACCCUUUUGCUCGGUCCUCCAUCCUCCGGCAAAACCACCCUGUUGCUCGCUUUGGCCGGAAAAUUAGACCCAAGUCUAAAGGUGAAAGGAGGAGUGACAUACAAUGGGCACAAAUUGAAUGAGUUUGUUCCACAAAAAACCUCUGCUUACAUCAGCCAAAAUGAUGUUCAUAUUGGAAUUAUGACUGUCAAAGAAACCCUUGAUUUCUCUGCCAGAUGUCAAGGAGUUGGCACUCGUUAUGAACUCAUGAGUGAGCUUGCUAGAAGAGAAAAGGCUGCAGGGAUCAAACCAGAGGCAGAGGUGGACCUUUUCAUGAAGGCAACCGCCAUGGAGGGUGUGGAGAGCAGCCUGAUUACUGACUACACUCUCAAAAUACUGGGGCUCGACAUAUGCAAAGACACUAUUGUGGGAGAUGAAAUGAUACGAGGAAUAUCUGGUGGACAAAGAAAGAGAGUCACCACAGGAGAGAUGAUUGUUGGGCCCACAAAAACAUUAUUUAUGGAUGAAAUAUCAACGGGGCUAGAUAGUUCAACGACUUUUCAAAUAGUAAAAUGCCUACAGCAGAUUGUACACUUAACGGAGGGCACGAUCUUAAUGUCACUACUUCAGCCCGCACCGGAGACGUUCGAUCUUUUUGAUGACAUCAUCCUCGUAUCGGAGGGUCAGAUCGUGUACCAGGGCCCACGCGAACACAUCGUUGAAUUCUUCGAAUCUUGCGGCUUCAAGUGCCCCGAGAGGAAGGGAACCGCCGAUUUCUUGCAAGAGGUUACUUCGAGGAAGGACCAAGAGCAAUAUUGGGCUGAUCGGAGGAAGCCGUACCGGUACGUGUCGGUGUCGGAAUUCGCGGGCCGAUUCAAGCGAUUCCAUGUCGGACUGAGGCUGGAGAACGAGCUCUCCGUCCAUUACGACAAGUCGCGUGGUCAUAAGGCGGCUCUGGUAUUCUCAGAGAAUGUCGUCCCCAAAAUGGAGCUUCUGAGGGCUUGUUUCGACAAAGAAUGGCUAUUAAUGAAGCGGAACUCGUUCGUUUACAUCUUCAAGACUGUUCAAAUCAUCAUCGUAGCCAUUAUUGCAUCUACAGUGUUUCUCAGGACCAGAAUGCACACCAGAGAUGAAUCGGACGGAGCGGUGUUUAUUGGGGCUCUUCUGUUUUCCUUGAUUAGUAAUAUGUUCAAUGGCUUCUCUGAGCUUGCGAUGACCAUUUCGAGGCUUCCGGUGUUUUACAAGCAAAGAGACCUUAAGUUCCACCCUCCAUGGACCUACACCAUCCCUACUGUCAUUCUCGGAAUCCCCACUUCGAUUCUUGAGUCGGUUGUUUGGUUGGUGGUAACAUAUUACACCAUUGGAUUUGCUCCUGAGGCUAGCAGGUUUUUCAAGCAAUUGUUGUUGAUAUUUCUAGUCCAACAAAUGGCAGCUGGGGUGUUCCGGCUCAUAGCUGGAAUUUGUAGGAGUAUGAUCAUUGCCAACACGGGAGGGUCUUUGAUUCUUCUCCUUAUUUUCUUGUUGGGUGGUUUUCUCAUUCCUCGAGGGGAAAUUCCAAAGUGGUGGAUAUGGGGUUACUGGAUAUCACCCCUGACUUAUGGUUUCAAUGCUAUUGCUGUUAACGAAAUGUUUGCCCCAAGGUGGAUGAAUAAGAAGGUUACAAAUAGUAGUAUUAGCUUAGGUGUGAAGGUGCUGCAGAAUUUUGACGUCUUCCCUAAUAGGAAUUGGUAUUGGAUUGGCAUUGCAGCUAUUCUGGGAUUUGCAAUUCUCUUCAAUAUCCUUUUCACCGUCGCACUUACCUAUCUAAAUCCACUUACAAAACAUCAAGCAAUAAUAUCUGAAGAAACAGCAUCAGAGAUGGAGGCCAGCCAAGAAGACUCAAAAGAAGAACCUAGGCUAAGAAGACCUAUGUCGAAAAAAGAUUCAUUCCCUCGAUCUUUAUCAGCUUCAGAUGGAAACAAUACAAGAGAAACCGCCAUGCAAAGAAUGAGUAGCAAAUCUAAUUCCAAUAGAAUGAAUAGAAAUUCCAGUUCCUUGAUCGAAGAGGCCAAUGGUGUUGCACCCAAGAAGGGAAUGAUCCUUCCUUUCAGUCCUCUUGCAAUGUCCUUUGAUACUGUGAAUUACUACGUGGACAUGCCUCCUGAAAUGAAAGAACAAGGAGUCACAGAGGACAGGCUCCAACUUCUACGUGGAGUUACAGGUGCUUUUCGUCCUGGAGUCCUCACUGCACUAAUGGGGGUUAGUGGUGCUGGGAAGACAACGUUGAUGGAUGUUUUAGCAGGAAGAAAAACAGGAGGUUACAUUGAAGGGGAUAUCAAAAUUUCGGGGUACCCCAAAAAGCAAGAAACUUUUGCAAGAAUUUCUGGAUACUGUGAGCAAAAUGAUAUCCACUCUCCUCAAGUCACAAUCCGAGAGUCCUUAAUUUACUCUGCUUUCCUUAGGCUCCCGAAAGAAGUUAGCAAAGAGGAAAAGAUGGUCUUUGUGGAUGAGGUAAUGGACUUGGUGGAGUUGGACAACCUUAAGGAUGCCAUUGUGGGGCUACCGGGAGUUUCAGGGUUGUCAACAGAACAAAGAAAAAGAUUAACGAUUGCAGUCGAGCUUGUUGCUAACCCUUCAAUCAUUUUCAUGGACGAACCAACUUCAGGCCUCGACGCUAGGGCAGCUGCCAUUGUGAUGAGAACUGUUAGAAACACUGUGGACACUGGAAGAACAGUGGUCUGCACUAUUCACCAACCUAGCAUUGAUAUUUUUGAAGCCUUUGAUGAGCUACUAUUAAUGAAGAGGGGAGGUCAAGUGAUCUACUUUGGACCUCUAGGUCGCAACUCUCACAAAAUCAUUGAAUAUUUUGAGUCAAUUCCUGGAGUGCCAAAAAUCAAAGAGAAGUACAAUCCAGCUACCUGGAUGUUGGAAGUAAGUUCUAUUGCAGCAGAAGUUCGACUUGGAAUGGACUUUGCUGAACAUUACAAAUCAUCAUCCUUGUCUAAGCGAAACAAGGAAUUAGUGACAAAUUUAAGCACGCCCCCGCCGGGAGCAAAAGACCUUUACUUUGAAAGUCAGUAUUCACAAUCAACAUUGGGGCAAUUGAAAUGUUGCCUUUGGAAACAAUGGUGGACAUACUGGAGAAGUCCAGACUACAACCUUGUUAGAUACUUUUUCACCUUGGCUGCUGCUCUCAUGAUUGGUACAGUUUUCUGGAAGGUCGGCACCAAAAGGGAAAGCUCAACCGAUCUCACCAUGGUCAUCGGUGCCAUGUAUGCUGCUGUAUUAUUUGUUGGAAUCAAUAAUUGCCAAACUGUACAACCCAUAGUAUCUGUGGAGAGAACUGUAUUCUACAGAGAAAGAGCUGCUGGAAUGUAUUCUGCACUACCUUAUGCCCUUGCACAGGUGUUGGUAGAGAUCCCAUUCAUUCUAGUUCAAACAACAUACUAUACUCUUAUUGUGUACUCCAUGGUUAGCUUCCAAUGGACUGCUCCAAAGUUCUUCUGGUUCUACUUCGUCAAUUUCUUCUCCUUCCUCUACUUCACAUACUAUGGAAUGAUGACUGUAUCCAUUACACCAAACCACCAUGUAGCAGCCAUCUUUGCAGCAGCUUUCUAUGCACUCUUCAACCUCUUCUCUGGCUUCUUCGUGCCGAGACCGAGAAUUCCCAAGUGGUGGGUGUGGUACUAUUGGAUCUGCCCUAUAGCUUGGACCGUGUACGGGUUGAUCAUAUCGCAGUACGGAGAUGACGGGACUGAGAUACGAGUGCCUGGAAUGGUUGAUAAAAUACCUAUAAAAGCUUACAUCGAAAGCCACUUCGGAUACGAUCCGAACUUCAUUGGGCCAGUUGCAGGAGUUUUGGUAGGUUUUGCAGCCUUCUUUGCCUUCAUGUUUGCUUACUGCAUAAAGACGUUGAACUUCCAAAUGAGGUAAAGAAGAACCAGUGAAAGUGAAACAAACACACUCUCCGUAUCAAAAUACAUACUCAAUUCUUAUAAUACUUAGAGAAUGUAAAUAUUAGUAAGUAAGAAUGUAAUGACGAUAAUUUUCGAUCAUUCCAAAAGUUUUGAUAUUAAUAUUUGUACGUUUAAAUGUAAAGGGAUGUUGGAUUGUCUUAAAUUAAAGCAAGCAAAUGUUUCUAUGACAUCUCCCCAAGCUAGCAUGAGAUGGCAUUUUUUUUUUCUUUUCCUCUAUAAAAUAAAGUUUACCCUCACAA
This is a messenger RNA of Momordica charantia (bitter melon), 4881 nucleotides long. The record is from RefSeq and is a predicted model, not a curated record. NCBI's taxonomy places the organism in Eukaryota, Viridiplantae, Streptophyta, Magnoliopsida, Cucurbitales, Cucurbitaceae.